AUGCGAUUGGGUCGCUUCAUAAAAGCUUUGUGGUUUACUCAACAGAAGGAGCCCAGCAGUGAUGUGAGCAGUCCCAGCAGCCCACGGUUGGCACCCCCGUCCAAGCGGACGCGGCGGCAGACGGCCUCUGAGCCAAGCUCCAGUGACACUUCCCCAUCCCCGCAGGCAAAGAACCAGAGGGUCAGCUGGGGCAUUUCCACCUACCGCACCAGACUCUCCUCGCGUAUAAUGCAAAAUGGCCAUGCCCAUAUGAAUCACCGGAAUGAGGACAGCGGCGGGGGGGAUCACUCCCGAAUGAAUGGCCAUGUGGAGCUGAAGAGGAGCUGCCGGGUGAAGAAGAGCCAGUUUGAACACCUCAAUCAGAGCCUGCUGUUUGACCAGCUGGUCAACAGCACGGCUGAGGCUGUCCUCCAGGAGAUGGACAACAUCACCAACAUCAGGCAGAGCCGAGAGGUGGAGCGACUCCGCAUGUGGACCAGGGAAACUGAGGAGGAAAACAUGGACAUGUACUCCAGGGUGAAACGACGGAAAUCCAUGCGCAGGAGCACCUUCAGCAUGCCGGCACACCACAAAGUCCUGAGCAAGACGGAGGACGAGGAGGAGGAAGGGACGGAAGAAUCUCAUGGAGAGGAAGAGGAGGACGACGGGGAAGACGAUGAUGAGGAUGAUGAAGGGGAUGAAGCAGAGGAGCCAGGAGAGGAAAACGACAGGCCGUACAACCUGAGGCAGCGGAAGACUGUGCAGAGAUACGAGGCACCACCAAUAGAGCCUGUGAACAGAAAACAGAGCAACCCCUCACUUUUCGACACCCACAGAUCCCCAGCAAGAAGAAGCCAUAUAAGAGUGAAGAAACACGCCAUCCACAGCAGUGACACAACCUCAUCCUCUGACGAAGAGCGCUUUGAGCGGAGGAAGAGCAAGAGCAUGACCCGGGCCAGGAACAGGUGUUUGCCCAUGAACUUGACAGCUGAGGACCUGGCGAGUGGCGUGCUGCGUGAUAGAGUGAAAGUGGGCGCCAGCCUGGCCGACGUGGACCCCAUGAACCUCGACAAUACAGUGAAAUUCGACAACGUGGGCGGUCUCAGUAAUCACAUUCAGUCAUUGAAGGAGAUGGUCGUGUUCCCUCUGCUGUAUCCUGAGAUUUUUGAGAAAUUCAAGAUUCAGCCUCCCAGAGGGUGUUUGUUCUAUGGGCCACCGGGGACGGGAAAGACCCUGGUUGCGCGGGCGCUCGCCAACGAGUGCAGUCAGGGGGAAAGGAAGGUUUCUUUCUUCAUGAGGAAAGGAGCCGACUGCCUCAGCAAGUGGGUCGGAGAAUCGGAACGGCAGCUGCGCCUGCUGUUUGACCAGGCUUAUUUGAUGAGGCCAUCCAUAAUUUUCUUUGAUGAGAUCGAUGGUUUGGCUCCUGUUCGCUCCAGCAGGCAAGACCAGAUACACAGUUCUAUUGUGUCCACGCUGCUGGCCUUAAUGGAUGGCUUGGACAGUCGUGGGGAGAUAGUGGUCAUUGGUGCUACAAACAGACUUGACUCUAUCGACCCAGCACUCAGGAGGCCUGGACGCUUUGAUCGGGAGUUUCUGUUCAGCCUGCCCGACAAGAAGGCCAGAAAGCACAUUUUGGAGAUUCACACAAGGGACUGGAAUCCCAAACUGUCUGAGCCAUUUCUAGAUGAACUCGCAGAAAAAUGUGUCGGCUACUGUGGGGCUGACAUCAAAGCACUUUGCACAGAGGCAGCAUUGAUGGCGUUGCGUCGGCGCUACCCCCAGAUCUAUGGGAGCAGCGUCAAAUUGAAGCUGGAUAUCACCUCCAUUGUCCUAGCGUCCGGCGACUUCAGCAAAGCAAUGAGGACAAUUGUCCCGGCCUCCCAGAGGGCCAUGGCCCCCCCGGGCCGAGCCCUAUCCCCUCCCCUCAGGCCCCUGUUGGCCAGCUCAUUCUCUUUGGUGCUGAAAGCGCUGCUCCGAGUCUUCCCCCAUGCUCAGUGUACCGACAGGGACAACACACAAGGCGGCGACAAUCAUCUGCUCGAAGAGGACUUGUACAGCGAUGAUGACAAUGAGGAUGGCUCUGCCUCCAUAUAUGAAGUCCAGCCUGCUGCAUCCCCAAAGAGUCCGCUCACCUCUUCUGCACUGCACAGACCCCUCCUUCAUUUCUCUUCCUCCGCCCUCCAACAGCCCACAGCAUACCGGCCUCGUCUGCUGCUGGCAGGGCCCCCAGGCUCGGGGCAGAGCUCCCACUUGGCCCCCGCCUUGCUGCACCACCUGGACAAGCUACCAGUGCACCGCCUGGACUUGCCCACUCUGUACUCCGUCAGCGCCAAGACGCCAGAGGAGUCCUGUGCUCAGGUUUUCCGAGAGGCCCGUCGGAGCGUGCCCAGCGUGGUGUACAUGCCACAUAUCUCAGAGUGGUGGGACACAGUGAGUGACACCGUAAAGAGCACCUUCCUCACCCUGCUGCAGGAUGUGCCUUCGUUCAGCCCCAUCCUCAUCCUCGCCACUGCUGAGACCCAGUACACCAGGCUGUCAGACGAGGUAAGAUGUAUGUUCCAGAAGACCUAUGGGGAGUUGGUAACGCUGAGCCCUCCUGGAGAAGAGGAGAAGAGGAACUUCUUCUCUGACCUACUGCUGGUGCAAGCCGUCAGACCUCCACCACGUCCCAGGAAUCCAGCGAGGCACGAGGAAGUGCUGGCAGUGGCGGAGGCCCCAGGUCCCAGACUCCUGUCGGCAGAGGAACAGCGGCGCCUGGCCGAACAGGAGGACAACACAUUACGGGAGCUGCGACUCUUUCUCAGGGACGUGACCAAGCGCCUGGCCACUGACAAACGCUUCAACAUCUUCAGCAAGCCAGUCGACAUCGAGGAGGUGUCGGACUACCUGGAGGUGAUUAGGCAGCCCAUGGACCUGUCCACUGUCAUGACAAAGAUUGACACUCACCGCUAUUUGACAGCCAAGGAUUUCCUGGUGGACAUCGACCUCAUUUGCAGCAACGCCUUGGAAUACAAUCCAGACAAGGAUCCUGGAGACAAGGUGAUCAGGCACAGAGCGUGCAGCUUGAAGGACACGGCCCACGCCAUAUUUGCCGCUGAGCUGGACCCUGAGUUUGACCGCAUGUGUGAAGAGAUCAAAGAGGCACAGAGAAAAAGGGACCUCCUGCUGCCAGCUCAGCCGCCAGCAGCUCCGGGGGCUCUGCCAACCCGGAAGCACCACAGCGGAGGAGAGGAGCAGCCCAGGAGCAACACUCACGCCGAAGCCGCCGACAAACCGUGUGUCACCAAGCUCAGAGCUGCCUGUGACAUUCAGAUAUCACCCAAUGGUGGCAGGGAUGAGGUUAGGGAUAUUUCUGAACCAGGUGUUAAAAGCAGCAGCAGAGGACGUGCGAUGCAGGAGGCCAAAACAGCUGCGGCUGCCUCUGGGGCGCUCAGGGCUGGGAUGAUGGCAGAGCUCGCUGCUGCUGACGGGGACAAGGAAACAUCAGGGGUAGGGAGAGGAGAGGGAAACCAUGACGGAGCAUCUGCACAGGCUGCCUUCAUCCUCCACCACUUCUGCUACUGGCUCUCAGGAGGAAUGGAAAACCCAAAGCCCAUUACCCUGGGCCAGGGGCCCGGGUUCACUCGUAGUGCAUCACCACAAGGAUCCGACUCAUUUAACGGCUUUAAGAUUGGAGGUCAGUCGUACCAGCAAGGAUCCAUCCGCAUAACUCCUGGCUGUUUGUUUGGGGUUGUUGUUGAGCCAAAAAGCGAGGUACCGCGUGGGAUUGGGGCAAGGAAUGUAUUCCGCCUCCCGGAGUCGUUUGUGGGCGGUUGCCAGCCUGGUGUUAAGAACGCUGCCAUGUUUCAAAUCCCAUUUAAAGAGUCUAACUCCCAGGAGCAGGGAAAUGUGAAGAUGGUUCAAAGUGAUUCAGAAACUAAGGUGAAUUCCGCUGGAGAUGAUGGCACCGGGCAGACAAAGAGAGACCAGUAUAACUCGGCCUCAGAUAAGCUAAUGAGGAACAUGAGGAGCACAGCACCGGGUUUAAUGCUUCACCAGGAGCUGCUGGUGCAUUCAGGGAAAUCUGUCACCUCACAGAACAUUCGCAAAGCGGCAGAGAGGAGAAAGGCAAGAUGA
Menidia menidia (Atlantic silverside) is the source of this 4095-nucleotide messenger RNA. The record is from the annotation of a GenBank genome assembly. Lineage: Eukaryota; Metazoa; Chordata; Actinopteri; Atheriniformes; Atherinopsidae.